UACGUUAGUCGGAAUCGGACAGCCGUCCCGAUAUCACCGAUCUGUAUCAAAAUUACUGUCAGAUCCUUAAUAAAUGUUGAAACGCUGAUUGGACUUUACUCGGUUACUUUUACCAAACUGAGGGCUACCACCCGAGUGUUGAUCGGGUUAUAGUACAGCCGAGUGUUGAUCGAGUUGUACAGUAGUCCUUAUUGGCGGUGCUAAUUUAGUUGUCGGUAAUCGUCCCAAACCUUUCUGGACUGGACAUUGCCGGUAAAAUCCUUACGGACAUUCCGGGGAAUAAGGAUAAUUGGUGCAGAUAACCGGGUACGAUCCACGGACCUUGGCCAAGCGAGUUUUCCCCAAACCUCAACUUACCAGGACCCAUAGCCUCAACAUGGACUGACAUGCAGUUCCGACCACAGUGGCAGUUUUCGGCGCCGGUGUGCAGUAGAUGUAAUCGACGGCAUUACAACGCCUGCAACGCUUUGGAAAAACGAUGUCACCGAUGUGGACAGGAAGGACAUUUUGGCAGAGCGUGCGGAAACAUUGGAUCCCGUACUGUAUACAAAACCGAACCGAAAAGAAAAGAUUUUCAGCGACUCCGAGAACACAACGAAAGAAAGAAACUCGUCAGAGCACUUCCGUUUUCCAAGUUAAGUGACGCCGCUUUUAAACAAUGUGUUAGUGAUAAGUCUGUUUUCAUGUUAGAUUUAAAAGCAAAUAUGAAGAAAUUUCAAGAAACUAUCGCGACUUUGAAAACGGACAACUUGCAACUACAUUGUAGAUUCAAAAGUGAAACAACUUUCGUCGGAACUGGAAGAUAAAGACGACAAAUCAAAUUUUAUACGGUUUGUCUAAGUGGCGUUGUUUCGGACGGAAGGAAAAUGCGACCCAUAAUUUCGGAGUACCAGUGGCUUCUGGACAAUUAUGAAAUGGAACACAUCAUCUUGCAAUCUAUUAAAAGAAAAUGUGUAUGCAGGACAGAAUAGGAGAUCGACAGCGAGUUUUUACGUAAAGAACAUCGGUGGAUAAAGAAAUUCGGAAUUGACUUUGUGCUUAAAUCAUAACAAUAUAACAUUAACUUUUUAGUCUUUUUGUAAUGUGGACUGUCAAUUAUAGUUUUGCGUAGAGGAAAUUGUUUCAUAUAUGCGGCAUGUGUAAAAUGAGCUUAAAUUUUAUUAGUUUAAGUUUGGGGACCAAACUUUUUGUAGCAGGGAGGAGUUAUGUACAAAUUUUGAUAAAUUUUGAUUAUCAAUAAUCUAAAUUUUUGUAAAGGGCAUAAGGAAUAUAAAAAAAAUUCUUUUAGAUAAUAAUUUUGGUCGGGGUGUGAUCAAAUCCAGUAACGACAGAAUGGCUUUAUGAUAGAUUUGAUCACACAAAGCCGUAUUUGAUCACCUCAUAAUAUUCAAAGAAUUAUUACUUAAAUUUACAUAAUUUUCAGCAACUAUACGAUUGAAUAUCAAAUUAUUGACAUUAAUCUUUAUUUACAUUUUAUAAAGUUAUCAUGCUAACCCUGCGUGCGCCCCACACUGCGUCAUUUACGUUAUUGAUGGAAUAUAUUAGAAUAUACGUUACAAACAUUUGUAGCAUUACCACAGAAAGGCACCGAAAAAAGUAUACAUAAGAAUUUUAUUACCUCUUUUUUUUGGUGUAAUAUAUUUCAUGUACUUUUUUCUUUAUAGAUGCUUCACACCGUUUUAACCAAUUGCAAGGGUUGAAAAUGUUCAAAUGCAAUCACCGUAUACCAUGUAUACUUACUACAAUCGUCUUCUUAGACACGUUUUUGUCAAAAGACAUAAACAUAGUGGUGAUUCGGGUUUAAAAAAAAUGAUGACAAGGUUUUGAAUUUUUGUCAAUUUUUAGAAGCCUUUAUUUUAACGUUCAGUUGAAUACUAGAGAUAGUUUUGCUCUGUAAAAUAUUCUGUUUAUAUUUGUUUAUAAUGUCUGUCUAAAAUAAAACCACCUAUUUCUUGUUUCAGAUCUAUAUAAAGUCACAAAAGAAACGAAACCAAGCCACUGCGAUCUUAGUAACCGGUUCUAACAAACAAAUUUUAGUGUUUUAAUCUUCCUAGUUUCUUUACUGGUUUAACAGAAUGGGUCUACCUCGAUAAGGAUGGGAAUCGUUGUACAUUUUGUUACUUUCUGCGGAUUUUUGCUGGUUUUUCUACGUGGGGAAACGUGUGCAUAUAAUUUUGAAAUCGGUUACGAGUAUCAUUAUGAAUACAAAGCCAACUCGGUGGUACUAGAAAAUAACUUCAAAAUAUCCACUAUUGUAAAGUUCAGUAUUCAAUCGCUGAGGAGAACUAAUGGGUCACUGUUUUGCCAGCUUCACGUACACAAUUUCAUCCAGUCCGCCAGAGGGAAAACUAGAACCAACCCAGCCGGAUGGAAUUUUAAAAACGGAUUUCAUUUUGAGAUUUGUGAAGAUGGUCUGGUGAAAGUGGUCUUACAUGACCUUGAAGACCACAAUGAUGUCAUUAAUCUCAAAAAAGUCCUGGCCAGUGUAAUUUCAGCCACUGUAAAGCUUCAAACUUCAACUCCCAAAACAUUUACAAACUGGGAAGAAGAUCACAAUGGGUAUUUGCAACAUCAUUAUGAACUUCGAAAAACAACUUCCGGAUAUAAAGUCCUUAAAUUCCAUGAGAGUGAAGGGCAAGUCUAUAGAAAACACACAAAGACUUUACAUUACACCAACGAUGGAAUUAUUGAAUUCAUUGAGGCACACGAUAAAGUUAUUCUCCACAAUAAAAUUGAUUACAAGAAGCAGGAAGUGACGUAUCUACACCCUGUAUCGGGAGGAAAAGAAAUUGAAGAUGAAGCUAGUGGAGAUGUGAAAGAUAUCGAAUCGAGUACUAAAACAACAGUUCAUCUUGUGAAUAAAGUCAAAGUUUACCGAGUGGACCAAGUUUUAAACCUAGACAUUGCUUCAAAAGUUAAAGACAGCAUUAUUGCCAAAAAGGCAAAAUCCGAGAAGGUUCAUCUGGAGGACGUCGAUGUGCAAAAAGUGAUAAAAUCUAAAGUAGCUUGCAUUCAGUCUUACACUGAUGAAGCCAACAGAAAUAGAACUGAUUGUUUUGCUGACUUGGUACAGAUAGUUAACCGUCUUUAUAAAGAGGACUACGAGAAACUUGCUACCAUAGAGUUGUCACAAUGGUGUCAACACAAUGAUGCGAUGUGUGUUUCAAGAAGAAAAGUCUUCAUUGAUCUCCUAAUGAUCAAGGGGGGAAAUGUCACUCAAGAACUAAUAAUUCAUCAUUUUUUACAAAAUAAGGAUGCCAACGAAACCGACCUCUUUCAGAUAUUUUUUCAUAUUGCAAAUUUGCGAACCCCUACUUUGAAUUUUUUGGAGGGUGUGGAAGAACUAUGUCUUGGUCCAAAUCAUACUUUAAAAGGAUCAACAGCAAUGACCAAAACUCAGAAACACGCAUGUUUAGCAUUAGGUACAUUAAUAAACACCUUUAGAAACAACUCUAUGCACAGCAAAAAAACAGACACACUUUUGAAUACGUUACAGGAGUGGUUGACCCCUUAUAAUCAAACGUACUAUAAAGAAAUUCGAAGCAAACAACGACCACGUCGGUCAGUGGGUAGUUUCGACAGUGAGCUUCAUAACUACACUUCCUCGAAAAUGGUCUUGAUUCAUGCAUUGGGGAACACUGGGAGUUCUAGGGACCAUCUUUUGACCUACAUGCGACCCGGAGAAGGAGAUAACAGUUGGAGAAGAGCAGCCAUUCUAGGAAUGAGACAUUUUAAUUGUGUGGAGAGUUCUACUGCACUGUUGAAUUUGGUUGUGAAUGAUGGUUAUGGUGUCGUAAAAGUCCAAGCACUAGAGAUAUUUGAAAAACAUCCCUUAUCCAAGAAAAGUAUUCCAAAGCACAGAGAUACAAUAUUAAGUGCUUCAUACAAAUAUUCAACUCUGAUGAGAGUAAAAAGAGGCUUUCUGGAUAAGGAAUUCAAAGAUGGUUUUCUCCUUUCAAUAAAACUUCCUGGUAUGCAAUGGACGAAGGGACUUGGAAACGAGGCCAUUGGAGCUGCGUUUGGUAUCGUUGUAUCUAAUGAACUGGAAAUAGAAAUAAAACCCCUUAGCGGACAUGCCAUGUUCGACGUAUAUGAAAAUGUUUUUGCAAAAGUUCAUCUGGGCUGGUAUGGUGUGGAACAAUAUCUCUUCCGAGCACACGCCUGUUAUAGAGGACAUGCAGGAUAUGACCUCAACAUACUGAAGGAAUUUAAUAUAAACAGUGUACAGGACCUAGCUUUGAUAUUUGAUCACAUCAUGGAAACAAUCAUUGAUCCAGUAGUUGAUGUAGUUCAAGCAUUCAAAACCCUCAUCCAAUUAUUUGACAACGGUAUUGAGUACAUCAUCAACAAAAUCAUUGAAGUUGUUAAGAACUUUCCCCUUAUUUUAGAGGAUGUAGUUCAGAAACUAAUAGAUGGGGUAUUGGCAGUCAUUGACUUUGGAGGCUCACCUUGGAUUGAACAAAUAAAGAAAAUAAUCAUCAAAGCUAGAUACUUUGUUGAAGACAUCAAAGAAGAUAUAACUAAUUUUUAUAGCACUAUUGCUGAUGCAGUGACAGUGACAUUACCAUAUGUUGGCAAGAAGUUGUUUGACUCAGUGGCAUCAAUAAUUUCUGCAAUGAAAAACUUUUUAAGAAAUCCCAUUCAGUCUGUUACCAUUUUUGGAAAAUCAGUUCUAGACAUAAAGCUUGCAAUUGGAAUGUUCCUCGAUGUAAAGAACAAGGUGAUCGAAACUUUGUCUUUCUUCAAAGGCAGUACCCCUUUCUGGAUUGACUAUUGGGAAGAUUUAAAAGAGAUACUUGGAGAUGUUCAAGAUUUCUUUCAACUUCUAUUUGAAAAAAAAGAAAAACAAGCUGUUAAUUUUGAAGACGAGCUUUCGACAGCGCUGACUGAUGGUAUCAUAUUAAGGAGGGAGCAAUCAGAUAUUUUUAUUGAGGUUAUUAAAACCUCAUUUUGGAACCUUACGACUUCGUUUACAGAAACUUUGAAUGAUUUGGUAGCUCCAUUUUUCAAGGCAUUCUACUCCGUAUUCAAUGCUGUUAAAGCAAUAAAGUCUGGCUAUUUGUCCAUACGAGACAAAUUCAUCAAAAUAAAAAAUGUUGUUCAGAAAGUCUUUGGCUCAAAAUUCCAUAUUACAUUUCCUAAUCGUCGAAGGCGUGAGGAUUCAACAUGCGGGAUUGGCAUAUGGCCGACGAAUCAGAGUGAAAAAUAUCAAACAAUGGGGGUUGAUGUACGCGCAUCCUACUAUUCAGAUAUAAGGUGUCCCGUCAAUGGUGAGGUUUUUAGGGAGAGCAACAGAAUACGAAUCCUACCUACUGACGAUGAUUUUAUUGACUUGGAAAUCAUUAUAGAAAAUAUAUUACCUAAUUCAACAAUAUCAACAAGUGGCCAGUUUCUCGUAGCGGGUAAAGACAUAAUCGGCAAAGCUGAUCACUCACCCUGUAAACAAAACUGUAUCCACGUUUCCGUUCGCAAAAAAUCUGCAAUGCAAAUGAAGGACAACGACUACGAAUACAUAGAUCCUUCUCCCUUUCUGGAUCAUUUGCUUCCUACUCCUCGGUGGAUUUGGGAUUGCCGAGACUACACAUAUUUUAAUAUUUUAAGCGUGGUUUCGGCAGAUGUAAGUAGUGAGAGCUUAAAAGAAGAUAAUGAAGAAAUAGUUCGAUCGAAUUUUCCUGCAAACGUAAAUAGUGCGUUUCCACCAGCCGAACCGAACUAUCGACCUCCUGAAUUCGAAGUUACUAUUCCCUCAGAUCCAAUUGCAAUUAUUGCUAUGGAUAACUUCAAAAAGGGGUUUAGAGGUUUAAUUUCAGAUUUCAAAGAUAUUGCGAAACAGCUUUUUGAUUUUUCUAGCAACAGAACUGGACCCAAUAUCCUGGAUAUUGUGGAUAUCAACAAAUAUUCUAUCAGUAAAAUCAAAGAUUUACUCGGCGAAAGGUUUGGAUCAGAAAUGCUCAUCAUUUUAAAUAAACUUCAACAUCUUCGUUCUUCAAUUUCUGCUCAAAAUUUAGAUGGAUUAUCCCUUUUGAAACUUCAAUCUUUGUCGCCUGGAAGUUCAGCAUCAGGAACAAAAUCAAUUAUGAUAUCCAGAAUUUUAUCAAGAACAGAACAGGAGUGUCCGUCAUUUUUAGGAAAAUUGUCAAAAGGAUUUGGUAAUGUUUGUUUUCGUAAUCGAAAUUGCUACGAUAUUUCUUGUGCCAUUCCCCUUCCUUAUGCCAAUCAAAGAGUUAUGACAACUGUAGAUAUGAAGAUAGACAAUUGCUUGAAGCAACUUACAAUAUCAACACAAUCAACAACGGCAGUCGUUGAAUUCGCAAAUGCUACGGAAAUCGAAAAAAUGGUCCCGCUUGUUGCUUUGUCUCAAUUAAUGACGGCAGACCUCGUGGUUUUCAUCUCUAAUCUUUGGUUCAAACCUGUAGUUUCCUUAAGAGUGGAUCUCUGUGUAUCUGAUUACAUAUCAUGUCUUACCUCGAUUCCGGUGCUGCUUAAUUACGAAAUCAAAGACACGGACUGUUCAACAGAUGAUGAUGAUACCAUGUUGCCGAGCAUGAGUGACAUAACCGUUGAGGAUUUCAUAGCAGAACUCUCAGAACACAAUCUACUUGAUCAAGAAAUACUUAAAGCCCUGGAUACCAUCAGAGAGGCCAUGAUAGAUGAGUUAAUCAAUGACCCAAGAACUCUUUUAAAAAUCAUGGGGAAAGAAUUCAAAAAUAAAAUUGACUUCUGUGCUGAAGCAAACAUUCGAUUUCCUGUUAAGGAUUUCGUGAUUGUCAACAGCGAGUUGUAUCCACCAGUAUUUAUUAUGGUAGGACCUGUUCCAAUUUUUUUCGAAUUUGGAGCUACAGCAUCGAUUGGACUUCAAAUAGAAACAAGGCUUUGUAUUUUGAGUUGUAAGGCAAUGGCAACAUUACUUCCAGAGACAAGCGCCAAAGCCUGGGGAAGUGCACAUGUGAAAUUUUUUAUCGUGAAAGCAGGAAUUAUACUAACGGGACAUCUGCUUGAAACACGGUUUUCAAUUAAAACAGAAGUUUCCUUCGAUAAAUUUCCUUUGGAUGUUAAGAGUGGUCUGGAUAUUGUUCUUGUGCCAAUAAGACUAAAACUACAAGCAUAUUUUGGUUUGGAAUUCAAGCUUUGUCUCUGGAAAUGUGUUAAAAUUACAUUAACAUUUUUUCGCGGCACUCUUUGGACAUAUUCUACAAAACCAAUAUCUGGUAAUAUUUUUACGAAAAUAAACACUGAAAAGGACACAACUCCACCACAAUUUUCUAGACCUGGUUUAUUAGGUACUAGUAGUCGACGGAAACGAGAAACGAAGAGGAGCUGUCUCAUAAAGCAAAUACCUGGUCGGAAUCACAAAGAUCCUGCUUAUGAGCUACAAGUUGCAGCAGAUGAUGACAAAAGUAGUUUAAAGUUGUUUUAUGCAAUUGGCACUCAACAAGGUGGAACAAAUAUUCAAGAUUAUACAGAAAUCGGUGGGUUUUCAAUUUUAGUAGCAACCAAUAACUUAACUAAUGGGAUUCCUUUAUACUGGACAGUGAAAGCUGUGAACAGCCAAGGCUAUGAUGCACGCGUGUAUUGCAUGAUUCAUACCUACGACAACACCUUACCAGAUGGACGUGUUGAUCCUUCUUAUAAAUUUAGCUCCCAUCCGAAUGUGUUAUCAGGUACCAUUAAAGUAUUUGAUGAUUCCAAAUUACAACGGUUUCAUAUGCACGCCUUAGGAUUCUGCUCUGGGAUGUAUGGAAGCGAAGUCGUGUCUUGGAAAAAUUUUACGUUAGGUUCAACAUCUCGCAGAGUUGGAAUUUCGGAUGAUUUAAGAUAUUUUAAUGUUCCAAAAGAUGGACGACUGACAAGUAAACCAUUUGCAAUUCAUGUUACCACUACGCCGGUAGACUGUGCAACCCAUUGCAUUUAUGCAGGUAAAAAAUGUCUUUCAUUUGAUUACGCAUAUUACACAGAGUCUUGUGAGCUACAAUAUGCAAUACAAGGACCAACCGAAAAAUUGCGCAUAAGUGGUACUUACAUGAAUUAUGAAAGACUUGAAAGUGGACACAUCUCUUUCGAGAGGUACGAGAACCUUCCCCUUGAACAUGGUAAACUUUAUUUUAUUAAUGCGCGGAUUGGUAACGUACUUGGAUAUACUGGUUACCUUCCCUCACUUGGAACAAUGGUUGAUUUCACACCACCAAUGACUGGACCACUAGGCACAGGUUUUCGGGAAACAUUGAAGGCAGAUGGUUGCAAUGCAUCAAUAGCACAACGAUGUGUUGAAGUUACAUGGAAGGAAAAUCAUAGACAUAUAAUUGAUGGAAAAGGAUCAUCAACGGUGUUUAAUGGCCAUAUUCCUCUUGUUGAUCAAAUGUAUACAAAAUCCAGUCAUUACAUAUCAGUGAAUUUUGAUGGUUUCCAUGAUGAUGAGUCUGGUAUCAAUCAAUUCACAUGGGCGGUCGGUCGAUCGAUUUGUACAAAUGACGUACUUAAUUUUUCGGAUCCACAUGAGUUUGUUCAUAGCGUCAAAUACUGGACCUACCAUGGAUACGAGAAGAACCUAAAUUUAAAAGAUGGAAAGUACUUUAUGACGGUUCAGUGUCUGAAUAAUGUUGAAUUUGGAGGUUCUUUAGUAACAACGGUUUGUCACAGUUUACCUAUUACAGUGGACACAACUCCUCCAUUUUUUGAUGGCAUUCAACAAACUUAUUUUGACGAGCACUUCGACAUUUUGGGAAUUUAUUAUAAAGCUUAUGACAAUGAGUCUCUCCUUGCUAAUAUAGAAUUUGGAUUGGGAAAAACAAAGUAUGACGUACUAAUUAGGAAAAAUUCUUACUAUCCACCAAUGAAUGGAGAAGAUAAUCCGUUCAUCGUAAUAGAAGAACUUGGUUUAAAAGAAGGGAUCCCGGCCUGGAUACGAAUACGAGUCGAUAAUGGAGUUGGCUUGUAUAAAGCGGGUAGUGGUCCAGAGCCUAUCUUGAUUGACAGAUCACCGCCAAUAGCUGGUAACGUUUUGGAUGGUAAUGUCAUCCAUCACGACAUAAUGUACCAAUCCAGUGACAAAGAAAUGUGUGCUCAAUGGACAGGUUUCAACGACCCUGAGUCUGGCAUUGACCAUUUUCGAUGGGGAAUUGGUACCAAACCUGGAUUAGACAAUGUGAUGACGUUUCGUAAUUUUCCACACACUACGAUACAUUCAUGUGCUGAGAUUACUCUUAAACACAAUACAAAGUAUUACUCGACUUUGAUUGUCUUUAACGCAGCUCUUAAUUCUAAGGAUUCAAACAGUUCUUCAAAUGGAGUCCUCGUAGAUACAACACCCCCGACCAGAGGAUAUGCAGUAGAUGGCUCAGACUUGAAAGAGAAUACUUUAUUUUCAUCUGAAACAGCAACUAAAAGUGUUUCGUGGGGAAAUUUUUCAGACAUAGAAUCUGGAAUUGAAAAAUAUCUUGUUUCAGUCUAUGUUAACGACAAGAAGGUUAAACAAUUUGUUCCCAUAGAAAAUACAAGUUUUGUUGAUCAUUCUAUAAGUUUGGAUCAUAAUGAUAAAGUAAACUUUGAAGUAGAAAGCUUCAACAAAGCGGGUCUUUCAGUGGCUGUUAGUACUGACGGUUUCAGUAUAGAUCACACACCUCCAAAUUUAAUAGUGAUUCUAGACAACUUACAUGGAGCGAGGUAUCAGACAAAUGACAGCCUCCUUAAUUUGCGUUGGGAAUUUCAGGACAAUGAAUCAGGAAUAAAGGAAUAUCGAUAUACCGUUUUUGAGUUAAUGCAUGGUAUCAAAAAGAAAGUUUGGCCAAAGACAACCACGUAUCUUAAAAUAUCACCAAAGAGCAUGUCACAACGUAUAGACAUUGAUCUUAUUGAACGCCUGAUACCUGGCGCUACAUAUUCAGUUAAAGUAACAGCCAUCAACAAUGCGCAUCUUUCAAAAGUUCACGAAUCAAAUGGUGUAACUAUUGACCCAACACCUCCUAUAAUGAUUGAGGUCCACAUAGGAGUUUUAGAUGAAGAUGAGGAAAUUGAAAAUGGAUUUGUUCAGUAUGCAAAUACACAAUCUUUGAAAGUAAGUUGGGUGGGUGAGGACCCAGAGAGUAAUGUUAUGAAGUUUUUUAUCGGUAUUGGAACAAGUCAAGGGGAUGUUAGUCUGACCAAUGGCUAUAUUGAUAUGAAUAAAAAGACGUCUGCUGAUAUUAAAGUCGAAAUGUUGGCAUUUGUUGAUUCGGGUGCUAUUUACUAUGUAGCCGUCAAAGCUAAAAAUGGAGCAGGUAUUUUUUCAAACCCAAAAUUUUCAAAGCCAAUUAAAAUUUCAAAAGAAAAUAAAAUUGGAGUGGUUUACGAUGGAUGUGAACCAGAUAAGGACGACGACAGUUCAAAUGAUAAGUUUAGUAUUGCAAUGCAUUUCAAGGGAUUUGAAAGUGAAGCCUGUAAUUUAGUUAAGUAUGAAUGGGCAAUCGGGUCGCAACCAUACUUUUCUGACAUAAAUCAAUAUACAGAAUAUGGACUUGUUCACAAUGAAACUCAUGGAAAAGCACGAACCCACGUUGAAUUGCAUGAAAACCAAAAAUACUACAUAACAGUAAAGGCAAAUACAGGACAUAAAUGUCAUGAAGAAUAUAUCGUAUCGACUUCUGACGGAAUAACCACGGAUUUUAGUCCUCCAAAGAUAUCAGAUAUUCUACCAUGGGACAAUAUAGGACAUUUCUUUGAUUCUGAUUCCCAGUGUUUGUUUCAAGCAUAUACUGAUUCCUUUGAGUAUAGAUGGAGUGUUAAUGAUUUUUCUACAUUAAGGAAUGUUACUUUCUCAGUCGGAACACAGCCGUUUGGAAGUGAUAUUCUUCCUUUGCGACUCUCUUUGAACUCGCAACUUGAGCCAGGUGCCUUUUCCCCAAAAGCAGGAAAGUCAUAUUUCGUGACGGUUAAUGCAAUGGAUCAUGUUGAGUUUGUUGCAACAGAAACAUCUUUGCCUAUCGUUGCAGAUAUUUCUCCGCCAUCUAUUCAGAUGUUUAGUUGCACGAGUAUCGUAUCAGCAAAGCAUUCUGUUGUAAAAUGUUCAUGGAUAUUCAAAGAAGAAGAAAGUAAGCUUAAGCAAAGUAAAAUUAGUAUUGGUUCAUGGGAACUCUUGGAUGACAUCAUCAGAAACACAAUAUUACCUUCCAAUAUAAAUACAUGGAUAAUUGAUGUAAAAAACUCUUCCAAACUUGAGAAUCUGUCUAAAAUGUAUGCUACCUUAACUGUUACAAAUAUCAUGAACCAGUCUUUAACGGAAACGUUCCAAAUCAAAAUAGACUCAUCAGUACCAAAAAUUGAAAACGUUGUAUUUGUGACAUGGACAAAUCCUUAUAGAGAACGCAUUCAGCAGAUUUGUCAACAGCCAUGGACUUACGUGGAUGUCAAAAUAGCGGUCUUGGAGGACGAAGAAUCUGGUAUAUUUCGAGCGGAAAUAUGUCUUGGAAGUGAGCCAGGGUUGCGUGAUAUCGAAGACUUUCAAGAGCUGACGGACACAUAUGUUACUAUUAAUAACAUUGUUGUAUCUGCCGGAACCAAGAUUUUUGCCACAGUUAGAGCCUACAACAAAGUUGGACUCCAUAAUGUUGUGACAUCAGACCCAAUAAUAGUUAGUCCAGAUCCCGUCAUUGAGGUAUGGGAUGGUAACGACGUCAAGGAUUCAGAUUACCAAAAUGAUUUUCAUGUUAUUCAAGGCUCCUUUCGCUACUCUGACAAUUGCCCUGUCAUAAGAUCGGAAUGGUCCGUUGAGGACCUAACUGGAGAAACAGUAUUGGAUUUUACAAAUAUACCAGGGCAAGGUUUUUUCUUUUACAAUGACGAGCUGGAUUUAAAAAAUGAUGUGCGUUAUUUUGUGAAAGUCAAACUCGUAGAUGCUUUGAAUCGCACAAAAGUUGGUGUCUCAGACGGUAUUACAGUUAAAAUGCAAUUGCCAACUAAAGGAUCUGUCAGAGAUGGACUCGAUAGCAAUGAUAUUGACUAUCAAGAAUCCACAGCAGUCAUUUCAGCAAAUUGGGAUGCGUUUGGCGAUGAACUAUCGAAUGACCCUACUCAGGAGAUUCAUCAUUAUGAAGUUUCUGUAGGAGAUGACACAAAAGACCACACAACAAGAACUAACAUCCAUCAUUUUACAAAUGUCGGUUUGAACAAAAAUUUCACAUUUACAGGUCUAAAUUUGACACCAAAAGCUGUUUUAUAUUACGUAACCGUAAGAGGAUACAGUAUUACAGGAGCUUUUGAGGAAAGUUACUCAAAUGGUUUGCGUGUAGGAUAUCGUUUAGACAUUAUUCCAGGAACCGUAGAAGUAAAUGAAUUUCAGAGCAGUAAAAGUGAAAUAUCUGUUUCAUGGACAAAAUUUAAAUCAGAUAUUGGGAUAAGAGAAUAUAUCCUAACUAUAUCUACUGACGAUAUUCCGCAAAGUAAUACCACGUUCUCAUGCACAAAUAUUCAGCAUUAUACUACUUUAUUUGAUGUUGUACAUUACGUAACGGUUGGACUUGAUACAUAUGUAACUCUUAAAAAUUUAACCCUCAAUCACGGUGUGUCUUACUACAUUACUGUGAUUGCAAGUGAUGAAGCUGGACGAUGCUUUUCUUCCGAAAGCAAGUCUACUGUCAUUGACAUGUCACCACCAGUAGACAGAAAAGUUAGAUUUAUUAUAAAUGGAAGAGAUAUUAAUAAAUUGAAACAGUUCUAUGUGACCGAUUUAAAUGAAAUCGAAAUACAGUUGUUUGGAUUGGAAGACCCUGAAAGUGAAAUCAAUAUUAUUUCUUUUCGUUUAUAUGAAUACUUAAACUGUCCAACUUUUAAUAAAGAUGUAUUAGCUGUUCAUGAAGAAAUUGAGGCGUUUAAAGAUCCCAAAGUUAAAAUGAAAGAUCUGGGACUACAACCGCAUCGUUACUAUUUCAUUGCUGUCACGGCAAGUAACAACGCUGGCCUUAAAACCCAAUUCAAUAGCUCAGUAAUGUUACUGGACACUAGUGCACCAUAUGCUGGAUCUGCAAAAAUCGGGAUUGAUUGGGUUCAGGAAACAUUGUAUCAAUCGUCUACAUCAACAAUUGAAGUCUUAACGGCAAUUGCAAUGACAGAAAAAGCAUACUAUUGUGAUAACACUAGAACUGUAUUUCCCUCUGGGGAUGAUUCUGCUUGGUCUAUUUUAUCAGGAAACUUCUCGCCAGAAAGUGUGUAUAAAGAUAACGAAAAUUACAUUCUUUAUAUUGGAUAUAACAUCCCUCUAACCGGAGUGAUAAAAAGUGGAAUCGCGCGCUCAAUGGAAGAGUUACAUGAGGGUUCAUUUGUUUUAGUGUUAUCAGCAGCUAAAGGAAACAAUAUUUCCACAUCAGUUAUUAUUUCAACUUCCAAAGAAAACCCAUUUUUCCCGAAAACCUUUACUAGACCUACACCUUAUUCAACAUACUCUGACUUCGUCAACUUCAAUAUGUCUCAAUUAGAAAACGUGCAUAAAACUUUUUCGGACACGUUGAACACUACAUCUCCUCUAACAUUAACAGAAUUAAUAACUCCUCCAGUACCUAUUGUUGUUAAUCAUACUGAAACGACAUACGAUGGAGAUAUGGCUCUUGGAUUUGGAUUUCAAAUAUUAGGAGAUCAGCAGCAAGGGAGCGUUGAUUGGGAUUGUCUCUUUUGGGCAAAGGGUGUGUAUGGGGAAGUUCAUAAAUGGGUUCAGAUAAAAAAGAACCCUUAUGUUUCACAACUUCAAUAUAGUAUAAAAAUUGCAAAGAAAACCUUUAAUAGUAAAAGUAUCUUGGAUUUGAAAUUUUCAAUUGACGGAGUAGAAAAGGCCAAUAUAAAUGGAUUGAUUAUCGAUGAACAGAAUUUAACAAUCUUUGUCCAUACGUGGAAUUUCAAUGAAUUUCAGGAACCGCUAAAAGAUCCUUUAAACCCUUUUCGAUCAAAGGCAACAUUUUCAAAUCUCAAAAUUCCUUCAAAGAAAGCAAUGGAUUGCAUAUACGGAUCUGGUUUUUACGACGGAGAAAGCGGAAUUGCAGAAAUAUGGACAGGUGUAUCAGACAAUAUUAAUACUCCUGGUAAUAUCCGGGAAUUUGAAUUAAACCAGAUAAUGUGUACACCAUGUAGUUUAAAUUGUAAUUUCAGUUGUGAUGACAACUGUUCUUUUUCUGAUAACAAGUUUGAAGAAUUUAAAAUAAUCAAAAUUAAAAUAGACGGUCUAAAUUUGACGCCAACCAUUCUUUCGAACGAAAGAUUAAAUGCUAAUGUACAUACUGAAAUACAAAAUAUGACACAGUAUUAUGUUAAUGUCCAAAUGGUAAAUUUAGCUGGUCAGCCAGUAACUAGUAUAACCAACCCUGUUGUUAUUGAUUUAACGCCGCCCGUUUGUGAAUACGUCGAAUGUGUAGAUCCUGUGUUUACUGGAAUGGACACACCUACCCAAACAUUAGGUUCUAACAAAACAGUGGGUGCCUACUGGUCAUGUGAUGACAAUAUAAGUGGAAUUAAGAGAAUAUUUAUCAAAGUUGGUACUGGAAAGGAAGAUAUAGGCAAUAGAGAAGAUGAAAACAAAUUUGCACAAAAAUAUAUCGGAUCUGUUUCAAAAGUUCGAAUAGACCUAGACGACAACAUCUAUUUUGACGACAGAACAACUUAUUUUGUUAAUAUUUUGAUGUAUAACGGAGCCGGUCUUUCAGCCGUGUACAGUUGUAACGUUACUACAAUUCUGUCACCGCCUAAUGUAUCAUCUAUAGAUUUAGAAAUAAUGCAUUCAGCGGAGUAUAAAAAUGAAACAAGUCUUGUGUUCAUGGACUCACAGACCAGAUUUGGACUUAAAUGGAAUAACAAGCAAAACGAUACAGUGUUUUAUAAGUGGCAGAUGGGCACUUACGAAGGAAGUGCCGAUAUCAUUCCACCAACUAUCAUUGGAUUAACUAGAAAAGGAAUGGCACAGGUAUUAGAUGGUGAAUUGUGGCUUGAUAGUAACAACACAGAAGAAUCUUUCAUUGCAGUAGUUCCGAAUACUUGGAACAUUUUACCAACAGAGAUGAACAAAACACAUGACGAUUUUCGGUUUCUAAUGGAACCCGGACGAUGUGUUUAUCUCUCUUUGAUUGCUGUUGGAUAUUCCAAUUUAGAGGCGAAUGUCUCAUCUCGACAUAUAUGUUUCAAAAGAAAGGAUAAAGAGUUGGUUAUCCAUAAUGAACAAAACAGAUCAAUCAUAAUUGGAUGGAGUGCUGAUGCUAAGUUUGAAGUAGUACGUCAAAUAAACGGAAACGAAGUUGUAGCUAUUCAAUUAAGAGGUUACGUGAUCGAUGCCAUCUUAGGGAUAUUAUCCGACCAUGAUCUUACUAACGAGUAUGGAACAGCUGCAUCUAUUGAUUAUCAACCGUAUAUUAUAAAUCCUUUAACUUCAAGGUGGUCAUCAACUCGAGAAAUUCGGAAUAGAAUUUUAAUUCCACUUGGGAUCAACUUUUUCAUUGCCCCUGCCCCGGAAAUUGAUGUAGAAUGGAUUAGUGUACACAUUAAAGUAAAUCCACAGGACUUUGAUAAUAAUACAGUACCAGCUCUCCUCGUGUGGGACAGCUUUGUCUUUAAUUUCGAAACCAAAGCGUAUGGAAUAUGGCGUCACGUCGAAGAAGACUGUGGAAAAGAUAUUACGAAACCUACAGUUGAAGGAAACGUGUACAAAUCUAAGAUAUGCAUGCACAUCUUCCAAAAUCAAUCACGAAAAAAGAGAUCAACAGCUGUCAGUAUAAUCCAUCCUUACCAGUUUACGCUUACAACUAUGAACGUAUCGUACUACAACUCCCCACCUGUAAUAGAUAUCGAUACAAUAGUGACAAAAGAAGAUACACCGAUUAUCAACUUUCAAGUUCCUUAUCAUGAUGAUGACCUGGAUUCUGUGCAGUUUUCCUUAACAGAAAAAGCAAGCUUUGGUGUAGCAGAUUUAACAAUAAAUGGUAGCUUAACAUACUAUCCAAAGAAAAAUGUCUUCGGAAAUGAUACAAUUAAAGUUGAACUCCGGGAUGGUGCGAGAUACCCUUUGGUGUCAGAGAAAAUUAUUUUUAUCGAAGUUACAAAAGUAAAUGAUGUGCCAGUGUUUGGUUUUCUGUACAACACUUUAAAAUGCAAUGUAAUGGUAAACAAAACAUUAGAGCUAAAGUUUGAAAGCAACUCUACGUGGAACCAUAUGUUUUUUAUCGGGUUUGGCGAUGUAGACGACAAUGAAUCUUUAUCUUAUGUGUCAAAAGUCACAAACGCUAAUAAUCUGACUGUUACAUUGAGUAAAACAGAUGGAUCAUUGUUCGUCACUGACUUGUUUGGUCAUUUAAAUAUAAGGACCUACGCAGAAUAUUCCGUAGAUUUGAUAAUCAACAAACAUUUCCAUGGUGACUUCUUUAUGUACAUUUUAGGGUAUGAUAGCGAAAACUCAUAUACAGAGCGAUUGGAAACUCACAUUUACGUUUUUUGGUCACCGUGUGUUCAUGGAAUUUGUUCUCCAAAAUUCAACGAUUCUCCACCCUGCGACGAUGUCUCUAGAGCAACUUCAUUUGAUUUAUUCAAAUGUUCAUGUUUUUCGGGGUAUACUGGCGAAUGGUGUGAAAAUGAAAUAGACGAAUGUUUGCAGCAGCCAUGUGGAGAAUUGUAUAACUGUAUUGAUAAGGUCAACAGUUACGAGUGUGAAGUGAAAAUUUGGUUUCCGAUUUUAAUCAUUAUGCUUGUGGUUAUUAUAAUUGCUAUCUUUAUAGUGGUUAUGAUUUGUAUACUCAAACCAACAGAGGAUGAUGAAACGAAGGACAAGAAGAUGUCGUCCCUUGGGAAGUCACAAAUGAGGCUUACAUGUCAUUCGUAA
Molecule: messenger RNA, 16816 nt
Organism: Magallana angulata
Lineage: Eukaryota; Metazoa; Mollusca; Bivalvia; Ostreida; Ostreidae
Exons: 48
Coding region: 2096-16816 (4906 amino acids)
Biological process (GO): homophilic cell-cell adhesion
Cellular component (GO): membrane
Molecular function (GO): calcium ion binding; protein binding
Source: RefSeq, a predicted model, not a curated record